Molecule: messenger RNA, 1979 nt
Organism: Dioscorea cayenensis subsp. rotundata (Guinea yam)
Lineage: Eukaryota; Viridiplantae; Streptophyta; Magnoliopsida; Dioscoreales; Dioscoreaceae
Exons: 4
Coding region: 160-1686 (508 amino acids)
Source: RefSeq, a predicted model, not a curated record
UAAUUUUCAAUCUCUCAUUGAUACAUAAGAAGGCCUAUAUUUUCAUUGACCAUCAAAGUUUGGCAAUCUUUAUUCCGAAGAAGGUUUACUCUUGAUUGCUCGAUUAUCAACAGCUCCCCUAGGCAUUUCAGUUAUUUAUGCAGAGAACAAGCAAAGAAAAUGUCAAUCUCAGCAAAUUCACCAUGGAGAGGUUGUGCCACAGAAUUUUCUCAACCAGUGACUGAAGAAGAAGAACAAGAAGCUCAAACUUUGGUUGAAACUAUUUUCUAUAUCAAUUGCCGAAUUGCAACUCCACCUCUUCAAGACAUUAUCUAUAGAAGUAGUGAAGGAGAUUCAGAUAUUAUUCAUCCUACUUUUUAUUGGGAUAUGACUCCAUACAGAGAGGCUUUUCGAAGUGGAUUUCAAGUAAUACAUCAAGAGAAUACCCCAAAUAAAAAGUUCUACAGUUUGAAUCAAAUUCAAGAUCAGUUUAGAAAUCUAGAUUCAAGAAUACCUGCACAGCAUGUCUUUAUCAGAGCCACAAUUAAUUGUAGCUGGAGUCCUAAGCUUGAACCAAAUACUAGAAUUCGAGUAUAUAGAUAUGAGAUAUAUGCUCCAGGUGGUAUUUGGAUAGCUGCAAGUCUUGGUGAACGUCAGAGGAUUCAUGCUCAAGAUGAAGUCUUGUUUGUUGCCGGCAUUGCUCCGCAAUAUAUACGUUGUGCUCAGCGUUUCAAGUUUAUUUCUGAUGAGAGGUAUACUAGAUGUAUAAGAGCAGAUAAUAAAAUAAGAGUGAAUGGCCGAUUCAAUCCAAAAUCACACCCAUUAGCACUACUCAACAUACAAAGACCAAUCUUCGAUUGCAUUGAUACCGGAAAUAAUCGUAGAUUGCCUUUAAGCACCAGCAUUCACCCUGCCACUGCCUCGGUGUUAGGCACCAUGAAAUGGUACUCAAUGGACGUGGCUAAUGUUCAGAGCUAUAUCGAUGCUGCAUUUCGCUUGGCGUACAAAAAUGAAGUGUAUCUGUUCAUGAAGAAUGAAUCCGUGCUUAUCGAUUAUGCACCAGGUUCUAAAAAUGACAGGAUUUUGAAUGGACCGAUACAAAUUUGCGAUGGUUAUCCAUCUCUUAAAGGAACUGCUUUUGCAGAUCAUGGAAUAGACUGUGCUUUCGGGUCUUACGAAUGGAAUGAAGCAUUCAUUUUCACCGGGAAUCUUUGCGCGAAGGUGAAUUAUGCACCGCAUACCACAAAUGAUAUAAUAAUCAGAGGGCCUUUAAGUAUUGCUGCAAUGUUCCCUUUUUUCAAAGGGACUGUAUUUGAAGACGGAAUAGAUGCAGCGUUUGAAUCAAGCAGGAGAUAUGAAGCUUACCUUUUCAAAGAGCGGCACUAUGCUCUUAUAAACUAUGGUUAUGAUUUCAAAAUCGUGGCCAUUCGGCGCAUCAUCGAUGGCUUUUUUAGCUUCAGAAACACUAUAUUUGAAAGCGGAAUUGAUGCAGCAUUCGCUUCACACAGAAAGAAUGAAGCAUAUAUUUUCAAAGGGAAGUUCUACGCCCUCUUCAACUUUGCUCCGGGCACAACGAAGGACUACAUCAUCGGUGGCAUUAAAGAAAUCCUCCCCAACUGGCCCUGCUUACAUGGCAUCCUGCCUCGCAAAAACCGUGGUCUUGAUGUUUCCUCAUCAUACUUUAACUUUAAAUCGAAUCAUCUAUGAAGCAUGAACCAGACACGCAAAUUACAAUGAUUUGGAAGUGAAUUCCCAUGUUUAUUUCAAUCACAGAAGAAGAGAAUGGAAACUGAUGAAGAACUAAUGACAGUAAAUAUAUUAACUUAAAAGACAGGUGUUCAAGAUACAGCUCCAUCAUCAAUUUACAAACACAAAAAUACACUUCCCAGGGAUGUCCAUAAAAUUGGUAACUCAACCUAUAUAUUGAGUAGAACAACUAUUACUGUAUAGCGCAUCUUACAAAGGGAGUAUCCACAUUUUUUUUUUUUUUGCUUAAACAA